This is a messenger RNA of Caenorhabditis briggsae, 2655 nucleotides long. The record is from RefSeq and is a predicted model, not a curated record. Lineage: Eukaryota; Metazoa; Nematoda; Chromadorea; Rhabditida; Rhabditidae. The transcript is spliced from 19 exons. Bases 1 to 2655 code for a protein of 884 amino acids. Gene Ontology annotation, cellular component: membrane.
AUGUUGAUUUUUCUUCUCCUUCUCCUCCAUUUUCCAACUUUUCCUUGUGAAGAUUUCCAAGAUUUACCAUUUCUCGCAAGUUAUUCAAAUUGGAGUACAAAAGGAAAUUUGGCGCCAACUCUGUUUCGAGUGGUCCUGGAUACAGAAAAUCCGCCAUUUGCCAUUCGAGUAUCGGUCACUUCUGAAAAUGUGACUUUACGAAAUCCGUUGACAUUGAAUGUGAUUCGAGGGAAAACAGUUCAUAAUAUUGCGAACUUUGGAAUUCCAGAAUUCGCAAUCUCAGAACUUCGGAACUUCAAAACUUCAGGACUUCAGAAUCUCACUAUUUCAAGAAAGACAAUGGAGAACUUCGAUACUUUCCUCACUUCCAAUUUUUCUCAAUUUUAUUUCUUAAUUCUUUUUCAUUUCCUUUUGUUUCUCAAUAUUCCUUCGUUUUUUUCCCAAUUUUUCUUAAUUUUCCUCAAUUUUCGAGCUGAUAUUUUGAUAAGCAUUUCGUUAGUUGACUACUAUGUGAUAUCUGUCUCAGGAAACGAGAUAUAUGGGUUCAAAGUUGACAAGCGAGUUAAACGCCACCGUAGCUCAGCAGGUAGCGCGGUACCUCCAACACUCCCCCGUAUCCAAUCCCAUCAAGGCCAAAAGCAUACAUAUUGGUUUGCAAGUGACACACUUUGUGAUGAUGAUCGAUCUAUGGAACAACUUGGUCAACCAGUCUAUCUAUCCGUUGCCAGUUCUCUUCCAAGUGAUUUUCAAAUUCUAGUGAAGCCAGUUCCCAAUUUCCAUUAUCAAGAACCAUUCUCUACUUUGGACACUCCUUCGGAACCUCGAUAUUUUAUGUACACAUUUCCUAAUGCUGUGGAUAAAGUGGACAUCAGAGCCUACUCGGAAACGGAGAUUUGUGCAAGAUUGACUGUUCGGCGAGUUGAUUGUCCCCUAUUCGAUGGUUUCGGAAUGUUAGAGCUGAGCAAUGACUACUAUUUUCAAACUUUCACAAAAUUUGCUGGAUUUUCAAUUCGAAAAGAAGACAUUGGAGACCAAUUUCAUAUCGCGUUUACUGUGAUGCCAGAUGACACGCUUUGUGGGAAUUUUACAGAACCUUUAUGGAAAAUUCCAGAUGUUUAUCAUAGAGUGAAGGAAGCGAAAAUUUCGGUGACACCUGUUGAAGAGAAAACUUUGGUAUCUGUCAUCCCGCUAUUCAUUUAUGCAGCCAGUAUAAUUUUUGUGCUUUUAUUGACAUAUUUCAAGUAUCGCCUUUUGGAUCGUCAUGAAAACAAUGAGCCAAGUAUUUUUGAAGGAAAUGAUCUGGAGGGAAACGUGAAGCUGGAUAAGCAAUGGCUUUUUGAGAACCCCGGAGAAAAAAUAGUUAGUCAUCAUGAAUAUCAAAAACAGCGAUUGAUCAAGGAUUCCAAAUAUUUUAACUUCCUCUUCUUCCAAAUCUUCGGCUCCAUCCUCCCUGCUCUCACCACCCUAUUCCAAAACUAUCAGAAAACUUCCAACAAACAAAAUCUGGACAAAUGCUACCUAAACUAUCUCUGCUCUCUUCAGAUUUUCAAUUUCAAUUCCCUCAACUCUGUUGCCAGUGCCAGCAGCCUUGCUAUCGUCGGAAUUCUGAAUUUGAUAAUUGUUUUUCGAAAGAAAAUAUUCUGUUAUCAAGUUCCGCGAAUUCCAACAACACAUGGAAUCCAACAAAGGGAUGCUCCGAAAGUCGUUUGCUUGCUGGGCUGCGUGGCAAUGGGAAUUCUAGGGAUAAUAACGAAUAACUGUCCGAACAAGUCCACUUUGCAUAUUUUCAUUUACACAUGUCUCUGGAUUUUUCAUUCAGCGAUUAUGUGGAUCUAUUCAAAACGUCACGGCGUUCGAAGAUGGCAUCAAUUCUACAUCAUCGCUGUUUCAUCGAUUUUUGGAUGUUUGGCAUUUGCUGAAAAUAUCUUCGAAUCUACCGAAUCUUCUACAACACCCCUCAAAAUCAUCUUUCUGUUGGUCACAAUAAGUUCUACUGGUUUUUUCUGCUACAAGUACUAUUUUGAGAGACCCUCAGGUCUUCAAGUAAGUCAAUGGAUCCCAUCUCUAUUCUCUACCGGGCCAACCCUAUGCGAUGCCAAUGGAGUGUACAGGCCUUUGAAAUCCAAAAUUUGUUACAUGGUUCUAGCAAUGGGGUUUUCGGUUUAUAUCCCUGUCACUGCUCUGCUAAACCCUAAAAAUACCGUAAUCUAUUCGUCGUUCGACUGGGCAAAAGGACAAGUUGGCAUCUAUUUUUGCUACUAUUUGAUUCAGAAAAUUCGAUUUGAACGGAGCUCAUUUACAAUGAGCUUCAAAAUUAUUUGCUACGGAACGACGGCGAUUUUUUUGAUUUCUGAAACUUUCAUACACGACAUUUUUUAUCAUCAGUUGAGGACCUAUUCUGUACAGGUGGGGGGACAUGAAAAAAAUAAUGUUCUCGAAAUUUCGUUCAAAGGUGCCCCUCGAGGAGUUGAACUUGUGAGAGCGAUGAUGGAGGGUGCAGCACCGCUACCGACUGAGCCACGCGGGCAAAGAGAAAGCGCACGCCCGAUUGCAUACAUAAAGGCGAGGACGACAGCUGUACGCAGAGUGACAUUAAGCGUUGUACACCGUGACGCUGUAAAAUUUUCUAUUGGAGACAAUCAGAAAUGUAUAUGA